Molecule: messenger RNA, 1938 nt
Organism: Postia placenta MAD-698-R-SB12
Lineage: Eukaryota; Fungi; Basidiomycota; Agaricomycetes; Polyporales; Adustoporiaceae
Exons: 11
Coding region: 1-1938 (645 amino acids)
Molecular function (GO): protein binding
Source: RefSeq, a predicted model, not a curated record
AUGAGUGUUAUUCAGAAUCAGAUGUCGAACGAAGAACUCGGAGAGGCGUACCUGCAGUAUUGUGUGCUACGCGAUGAUGACAGCUUCUACAUGGACAGAAGACGUCCACAACAAGGCGAUGAAUAUAUGGCGCGGUUGUCGGACAAGAUAACAGAUCGGGACCUGGGUCGUGGGGUGGAGUUUCGUCUCGUCCAUUUCACCGCCCAGGUCUCGAGCUAUGUGAAGACACAGCUUCCCAUGGCCUGCGAUAUGCAUAACACUCGUUACGGACUGCAUGCUAUCUUAGCGCCGGAGAAGGCUCAGAACUCGUCCACUGCUGUAUACAUGGAUCACAGCGAGACGUCCUCGGUGAAAGAAGACCAGAUGCAUCUGAGGCGAAAGGACGUGAAUAUGCCUUACCUGCUGAAUAUCCGAAAUCGUUCCUUGCCUGUGGAACUCUGGAUGCACAUCCUGGACGAUGUUGCGGAGGAGCGGGACUACGAUGCAUUAGCAAGAUGCGCCAGGGUCUGCCGAUUCUUUCGGGAGAUGUGUAAGAAGCAUUUAAGGAAGACCUUGACGUUCGAGAGCGAUGAAGACGUGGAGCGCCUCAAGACAGACACUGCAGCGAAGGAGAUCGGGGGCUGGCGAGGACCGGACGAUAUCAAGAUCAGGGGAGGCCAGGACUCGAGAGCGAUUCCACACGUGGCUACGUUCGCGUCCAAAUUCGCAAGCAGAUGGGACCACAUCUGGAAGCUCAAAAUCAGCAAGGCGUCGUGGCCGUUGUCGCUUCGGGCCGCCGAUGCCGCCGUCUUCCGGGAUCUCUCCCGCUUUGUCUCGAUCCUCGAACUUAUCUUGGAUGACGUCACGUUUCCGUCCAUCGUCACGUUAGGCGCCCUCGUCUCAGCUCUGCCGCACCUCAAGGAGCUCAGCCUCCGCAAUGUCAAGCUCACCGAAUCGUCCUUGCUCUUCGACCCUCGCACACUUUCCGACUUUCGCCUCCUGCCACCAACCAAGAACCUGCAGACGAUUACCGUGGGUCGCGUGUGCGAAUUAGUCUCACAUGAGUUCGAACCUUCUACAUGGCCGUGCUAUACGGAACUCCUUGCUUUCAUGAACGCCGUAAGCGACCCCUGUGGCAAGUCCCCUCGCGUCCAUCCAUGGGGCUCCGUCCGCAACUUGCGACUGGACCAGAAUGUCUGGUGGAAAUUCUCCUCCUCCUCCAUUUCCCGGCUCCUGCGUGCACUUCCAUCACUUGAGAACAUCCAGUUUGAAAGGGCAGAUAGCUACUUUGCGAAUAUUGAGAUCGAAGGAGUCCCCGCGUAUCCCAGGCUGAAACCAAUCACGAUCGGCGUGCAUUACCGCCAAUGCGAUUUCUUUGCGAACACAAACCCCACUUCCCUUGUAAUUCAUGGUUGCGAUAGACCCUACCUUGGAAUGCGUGAGAUUCUGUCGCACGUCACAUCAAGAUGCGUGUCUUCUAUCGACCUCUGUUUUUCACUUAUUAAACGGAGUGACCGGGGAGAGUUGCGCGAGGGCCUUUCGCAAUUGGACACCGUGCUCUUACUUCCCGUCUUCGACAAUCUCAUGCACGUAUUUAUAUAUGCAAGCGUCGAUCCUCAUCUGCCUGUGGAAGAGAUGACAGAGUGGGUGUGCUGGAUGAAGUCGUGCUUGACUAGUCUCGACAAACGGGGAAUCCUAGGGAUUGAAGCAAAUGUCAGAUCUCCCAAGACAGACGAGAAUGGUAAGGUAGAAAUCAUUGAGGUUCCUCCUUUUGAGGGCGGUGCGCAUUCUGAAGCAAUGGCGGCAUACACGGCGUGGAAGCGUUCUUCUAAGAAAAAGGGCCACCAGCGAUCGACCCCAGAGCCAAAGCGGCACGCAGCCCCCCGGCAAUGGACGACGGAGGUCACAGCGCGUGGCCGUGCAUACGGAAUAGAGGCGCGAGGCGUCAACGGGACUUGA